AUGACCUCGCUUUCAAACGUUCGAAGCGUUCGUAUUGGUGUUGAUGUGGGAGGCACCAACACCGAUGCUGUUGCAAUUGAUACAUCGAAACAACAAACAGACACGCGAGGUCUACUCGCUCACUUCAAGACACCGACAACACCAGAUGUCACGAAGGGCAUCGAGACUGCCAUACGUACGGUACUCGAGACUUCACGGCUGUCUACUUCAGACGUCGUGAGUGUGACUGUGGGUACCACACACUUUAUCAACGCAGCAAUCGAACACGAUGCACGUCGUUUGAACAAGGUUGCCAUCAUUCGUCUCUCCAAAAGCUUUCUUCGUGAGGUACCACCUUUCUCAGACUUUCCACCAGGACUUGCAGAGAUCAUCAACGGUUAUGUUGGCUAUGUUGAUGGCGGUCUUCAUAUUGACGGUUCUGAGGAGUCGCCAAUCGUGGAGUCUCAAGUUAUUGCCAGAUGUGCCGAGAUCAAAGCUCUCGGUCUUUCCUCAGUCGUCAUCGCUGGAGUGUUUUCGCCUAUCGAUGAGAUUUUCCAGCAAGAAGAACAGGUCCGAAAGAUCGUUUUCAGAGAACUUCCAGGAGUUGAGGUCGUCUGCUCUCACCAGGUCGCCAACAUCGGCUUUCUCGAGCGAGAGAACGCUAGCAUCUUGAACGCAGCAAUUCUUGACUACGCAAAACGAACCGUCGGUGGCUUCCGUCGUGCAAUGAAGGCGUUGAAUCUGAAGUGCCGACUGUUUCUUACACAAAACGAUGGCACGCUUCUCGAUUCAGCAUCCGCUGCGAAGUUUCCCAUUCGUACCUUCGCUUCCGGCAUGACCAACUCGAUGCGUGGAGCGGCUUACCUUGCUGGACAUGACACGCGAAAAUCAUCGGCGAUCGUCGUCGAUAUUGGUGGAACAACUAGUGACGUCGGGGUCUUGUUGCCCUCUGGACUUCCUCGGCAAGCAGCAUCGUACGUGACGGUUGCUGGAGUGAGAAUGAAUUACGCCAUGCCACACCUGCACAGCAUAGGUCUUGGAGGAGGUACUAUGGUACGACGGGACUCUGAUGGCAGGACAAAUAUAGGUCCAGAUUCGGUCGGCCACUAUCUUACAAGAGACGCUCUUGUGUUCGGAGGCGAUAUCGUGACUGCAUCUGACAUUGCAGUCGCGUCGGGUCAAGCCAAGAUUGGUGACAGGGCCCUAGUGAGCCACUUGGAACCGACAGAAGUGGUUGAAGCGCAGCGCUGUAUCAGGACACUACUAGAGCGGGCCAUUGAUGUCAUCAAAACUUCGCCCGAUCCAAUGCCCGUGCUACUGGUCGGCGGUGGCGCAGUCAUUGCCCCUGCAUCUCUCGGAGGUGCCUCUGAGCUUAAGCUUCCCCCAUAUCACGAUGUCGCAAAUGCGGUUGGAGCAGCCAUAUCCAAGGUUGGCGGCGUGAUUGACACAAUCCAAGAUGUUUCCGGUCAAACGUUCGAGCAGGCUGAGCAAAAGGCCAAAGAUAUUGCAAUACAGCGAGCAAUCAAUGCCGGCGCCAUACCAGAGAGUAUCAUGAUUGCGGAAGUGGAAAGUCUUCCCGUCACGUAUGUCGCUAAUCAGUUGAGGACGAUCGUCAAGGCCGUGGGCGAGCUCGACCUCUCCGCCCAGCACCAGGACACAAUCGAUGAGGAUGAGCCAGACACUGAUCAUGAAGAAGAGGACGUGAAGAAGAGUGCUCCGAAGAGUAUCGGGGUCCAGUCGGUAGUUCCUCAGAUUUAUGUGCCAUCAGUAGUCGAGAAUGUGAUGACAGGAAAUGCGGAAUGGUUGCUCUCCGAGACGGAUAUUGACUUCAUCUCGAAAGGGUGCUACGUGUUGGGUUGUGCAGGCGGCGGCUCAACUGCAGCUUCGCGACUUCAGCUUCGCGAGAUGCUUCGUCAAGGACACAAGAUGCGCGUCGUUGACGUCUCAUGCCUUCCUGAAGAUGCCUUGAUCUACUGGGGAGGUCAUAUGGGAUCGCCGUCAGUGUCAGUAGAGCGCCUGCAGUCCCUGGAAACAGUCUGCGCUUUUCGAGAGCUCAUGGACUAUUUGCAUCACGACAAGCUGGAUGCAGUCAUGGGUCUGGAGAUCGGCGGCGCUAAUGGUAUGGAGCCUCUGCUCGUGGGAUCAUCUCGAUUUUUUGAUUGCCCGGUGAUUGAUGCUGACUUCAUGGGCCGCGCCUAUCCGACUUACUGGCAGACUACUCUGGCCGUACAUCAUCCUCGAGAGCUCGUACCAUGCGUAAUUGACUCUGGAGAUGGAAAGACAAUCAUUAUGACCAAGGCUCCGAACGAUGAGAUCGUCGAUCGAGCCUUGCGUGCCUCAUGCUCAGAGAUGGGCUCACGAGUGGGCAUGGCAGCGAAGCCCACAACAACCGAGAGGGUGCGUACAUCCGGAGUGUUGAACACCAUGUCGCUCGCUUGGCGCAUCGGACGUUGUAUCGCCCUGGCAGAAGCCACAAACACAAUGUCUACAGUGGCAGAAGCAAUUGUCAACGAGGCAGGAGGAUCCGAAAGCGCUCGCAUACUGUUCCGCGGCAAGAUUACACAAGUCGAGCGACGAGUGUAUAAGGGCCACUCUCACGGGUCAAUCACCAUCACCGGGACGGAAGAAGACGAAGAGGGGGCAGCCACCACCGCUGCCAACCGCAUGCCCGCCAUGAGAAGCGGCGGCACACUCAAGAUACCCUUCAAGAAUGAGAACAUCUUCGCCGAACACACAUCAAAGUCGGGAGAGAAGGAGUAUCUUGCGCUUGUGCCUGAUCUCAUUGCGGUUCUGGAUUCUGGGUCUGGUUGUGCUUUGGGAGUGCCGGAGUUCAAGUAUGGUUAUUAUGUCACUGUGAUUGGCAUAACAUGUUCGCCACUUUGGACUACUACACCCGAAGGUAUUAGUAUUGGUGGGCCACGCUCGUUUGGGUAUGACCUCGAGUACAAGGCUUUGGGUCAAUAUAUGAAGCCGAGAAGCGUCAUUGAAGAGUAUAGUGGAAGAUAG
Aureobasidium subglaciale EXF-2481 is the source of this 2985-nucleotide messenger RNA. RefSeq lists its product as uncharacterized. Gene Ontology annotation, molecular function: 5-oxoprolinase (ATP-hydrolyzing) activity. Lineage: Eukaryota; Fungi; Ascomycota; Dothideomycetes; Dothideales; Saccotheciaceae. Gene Ontology annotation, cellular component: cytosol. The transcript has 3 exons. The record is from RefSeq and is a predicted model, not a curated record. Gene Ontology annotation, biological process: glutathione metabolic process. Bases 1 to 2985 code for a protein of 994 amino acids.